Molecule: messenger RNA, 1446 nt
Organism: Paramecium tetraurelia
Lineage: Eukaryota; Ciliophora; Oligohymenophorea; Peniculida; Parameciidae
Exons: 3
Molecular function (GO): protein binding
Source: RefSeq, a predicted model, not a curated record
AUGUUUUAGAAUGACGGCAAUGGCUAGUCGCCCAAUUGGUGUUCAUAUGAGAGACAAGCAGUGAAGGUAAUUCGCAGUAAUGCAAAUCAAUGUCCUGCUAUUAAAAAUCAUACAUCCAUACAUUACAAGAAACAGAUAUUUAUAUUUGGUGGGUAUGACUCCAAAAAGAAUCACAACGACAUACACAUCUAUAAGGAUGGGAAUUGGACGAAGUGUAAAGCAAAUGGUAGAAUUCCUGAGAGUAGAAAUGGACACACAGCCACUGUGGUAGAGAAUAAGAUGUAUGUGAUUGGUGGAUGGUUGGGAAGUGGAACUUAUGCCAGUCGAGAUGUGUAUGUAUUAGAUCUGGAUUGUUUGUUUUGGACACUUGUCAAUACUAUGGGAGAAGUUCCAGGCCCAUGCAAUAUGCACAGUGCUGAUUUAAUUGGUUAGUUGAUAUAUAUCUUCAGAGGAGGAGAUGGGAAGGACUAUCUGAAUGAUCUGCAUAGUUUCAAUACCAAAACUAAUAUGUGGAAACUAGUAUAGACAGCUGAGAAUCAGAGACCUCCACCAAGAGCCAAUCACAGUUCAGCUGUCUGGCAAAACAAGUUGUUUAUCUUUGGAGGUUGGGAUGGUUCAAAAAGACUAAAUGAUUUGCAUUGCUAUGAUGUGACAACGAACAGAUGGAGCGAAUUAAAACCGAUUCAAUCUCCCAGUGCCAGAGCGGGAAUGUGCAUGACUACUAUAGACAAUAAGAUAUACUUAUUUGGUGGCAGUGGCCCUUAAACUACCUGUUUUGGAGAUUUGUAAUGUUAUGAUCCAGUGAAGAAUGCCUGGAGCAUCAUCGAACUUCAGGAUGAUGAAUAAUUUGAUAAGGCCAGAGCUGGUCAUAGUAUGACUGCAAUUGGUAAUCUUAUUUACAUUUUCGGGGGGUCUUGUGGAUCACAUUACUUUAAAGACUUCUUCAUUAUUGAUACUGAUCCUCCUCCUAAUAUUUCUGUGACUGAUUUCAACAAUAUCUCUAUUAACCAGUAUUUUAGAGGUUUUUUCAAUUAGUCUAAAUACAGUGAUAUCAUUUUUGUUGUAGAGGACAAACAAUUAUAUGCACACAAAAUUAUUUUAUCUCGAUACGAAAUGUUCAAUAAGAUGUUUGAGUGGGAGUACAAAAAUCAAUAAUAGAAAGUCUAUAUCAAUGAUUGUUCCUUCAUUAUAUUUGAAUAGUUGUUAUACUUCAUUUACUCAGGAGACUUAUAAUGUGAUCAAAAUUAAUAAUCGGUAGAAUUCUACAGACAAUUGUUGUAAAUGGCUGAUUAUUACCUGAUACCAGAUUUGAAGUCAUUGUGUGAGAAAUCACUAUCCCUCUUAAUUGACAACACAACUCUGGCUAAAAUUAAGCUUUAUGCCGAAUAAAUGAACGCCAAUCAAUUGUUAAAAUUUUGUGAAUGGUAUGAAAACCAUAAUAACUGA